Coniosporium apollinis CBS 100218 is the source of this 1305-nucleotide messenger RNA. RefSeq lists its product as uncharacterized. Gene Ontology annotation, molecular function: RNA binding. The transcript is spliced from 3 exons. Gene Ontology annotation, biological process: mRNA splicing, via spliceosome. Gene Ontology annotation, cellular component: U2-type spliceosomal complex; U2 snRNP. The record is from RefSeq and is a predicted model, not a curated record. The coding region runs from base 1 to 1305 and encodes 434 amino acids. Lineage: Eukaryota; Fungi; Ascomycota; Dothideomycetes.
AUGGCGGACCCGACAAACACCCUCUCAACAGAAUCAGAAGUCCUAUCCGCCAACAACGACCUUCUUCUCAACGACGCCCUCUCCGCCGCACGCACCGCCUUCCCCCAAACCCCCGAAGACUUCGAGUCCGACUCGCGCGUCAGCUACUCGCAGCUCGAGCAAAAGUGGCUCCUCGAAGACGAUGACGGCUCGGAAUGGGAGUUCAACGAAUCUCUCGCAAAAUGGGUCCCUGCAACCGACGAAGCGCUGCUGGAGCAACAGCGCGCCGCGUACGCCGUCGCGGGAGUCAACGAGGCCGAGCCAGCCCAGAACCACCAAUCCAAGAAGCGCAAAAAACCAAACUACACUGGCGAUACGACUGAGGAUGCCGAGGCCAAUGGCUCUAAGAAGCGGUCCAAGUCCAACGACAACCCUAAACCCGAGCGCAAGAAUACGGCAGUCUACGUUACGAAUCUUCCGCCGGACGUGACAGUCGACGAGGUUAAAGAUGUAUUCAGCCGGUGCGGCGUCAUCGCCGAAGCGAUCGACACAGGUGGGGCGCGCAUAAAGUUGUACACGAAUGACUCCGGGGACUUCAAAGGCGAUGCGCUGGUGCUCUACUUCCGCCCAGAGUCAGUAAGCCUCGCGAUACAGAUGCUGGACGACACGCAGUUCCGGCUGGGGGAGGGGGGCAACAUGACUGUGCGGGAGGCGGACUUCAGCUACAAGAAGCAGCAGGAGCGGCCGGCGAAGAGCAAUGCCGCGGAGAAGAAGAAGAUUAUCAAGAAGACGCAGAAGCUGAAUAGCAAGCUGGCGGAUUGGGACGACGAUGAUCCGAGCGUGUUGCAGGAUACGAGCAGUCGAUUUGACAAGGUGGUGAUUUUGAAGCAUAUGUUUACGCUGGCGGAGUUGGAGGAGGACCCGGCAAGCAUACUCGACAUCAAAGAGGACAUCCGAGAGGAGUGCUCAAAGCUAGGCGAAGUGACGAACGUCGUCCUCUUCGACAAAGAGCCAGAAGGCGUAGCAAGCGUCCGCUUCGCCAACACCGUAGCCGCAGAAGCCUGCGUGCGGCUCAUGCACGGCCGCCAUUUCGCCGGCCAGCAGGUACAAGCCUACAUCGCCACCGGCAGCGAGCGCUUCAAGAAGACUUCCGAAAAGAAGCAGGACUUUGAUGACGAGGACGACGAAGGCGAUGGCACGGAAAGCCAGCGGCUGGAUGAGUUCGGCGAGUGGCUUGAGCGAGAGGGCAGGAACGGCGAGGGAAGGGGCGAGGGGGUCGCGGGGGAGAGGUUACCCGCUGCGGCGGGGGCUGGGGAGGCGCGGUAG